Molecule: messenger RNA, 1126 nt
Organism: Colletotrichum phormii
Lineage: Eukaryota; Fungi; Ascomycota; Sordariomycetes; Glomerellales; Glomerellaceae
Exons: 2
Coding region: 312-728 (138 amino acids)
Source: RefSeq, a predicted model, not a curated record
GAGUAUCCUUACUAGGUGCUCACUCACACUCACUGAUAAGUCGAUGUACCUCACACUUCACUUAUCUUACCUUACCAUAUGAUGUGAUGUACGAUAGAGAGCUGCCAGGAACGGAUGCCUUAUCUAUAUAUAAUAUCGCUGACGUACCUGUUCUCGUUUUAUUAUUCUCUCGUCCCAUCUUGCGAAGUUACUCAAAUAAAGUUGCGCACCCACGUUAUUUUCCCCCGAGACACAUUCCCACUCGAACUCACUCACCAAAAUCGCGAACCGCAGAACCUACAUCAUACCUGUAACCUCACAACUCGAACACGAUGACUGCCGAAGUAUCCCAUGGAAGAGGUGGCGCCGGAAACAUGGCCGUUGACGACACCCAGUAUAUCGACGGCGAGGUCGUGAGAGCAGGCCCUGAGGGGUCCCAGGGAACUGGCGCAUUCAGCGCAGGUCGAGGAGGUGCCGGUAACAUCGGUGACGCCAAGGAGGAGCCCGCUCCCCGCUCCGACAAGGACCUCAUCCCCGAGGAGGCCUACCGCCCCUCCAUGGAGGGCCAGGACUACCACGUCGGCCGGGGCGGCGCGGGCAACGCCGUCGAGACGGAGAAGUCGGCUGCACACAAGGACAUUGACCACGAGAAGAAGGCUGCUGCGCAGGCUCGCGCCGACGGCCACUCGGGCGUCAGCGUCGCCGACAAGCUCAAGGCCAAGAUCCUCGCACCCUUCCACAAGAAGUAAGAAGGAAACGACUGUUCUGUUGAAAAAAGCGCACGGAGAUGGGAAAAGGAGAAGGUCGGUAAUUUGGGAUGUUGAUGUGCGUUUUUGUUCUUGUGACGGAUGCUGGUAGGACCUGGGCUGGAAGUUUGUUUUUGACAUACCCUUCACGAUAUCCCCCAUUUCGUAGAAACUUUUUCGUGUCGGGACUUUGUCCCGACUUCUUGAAUGAUAUCCUGCCACUGGCAUACUUAUUUUCCCUGGCAAAAUCCCCGUCAAACCAGCUCUCAUCGUGUUCCGUGCAAUGCAUCCAUCCCAAUGUGUCGAUCCAUGUUUUGGUGAGCGCGGGUUGCGCGCGGAUGGAAGCACCCUCGCAACCAAGCCACCAAGACCUUCCUCACUGGAAUUGUGAGUCUGGAUGA